Messenger RNA from Fusarium mangiferae, 2025 nucleotides. RefSeq lists its product as uncharacterized. Bases 1 to 2025 code for a protein of 674 amino acids. NCBI's taxonomy places the organism in Eukaryota, Fungi, Ascomycota, Sordariomycetes, Hypocreales, Nectriaceae. The record is from RefSeq and is a predicted model, not a curated record. The transcript has a single exon.
AUGAGACUGGUUGUGGCUUUUAUUGCUUUCUCAUUACUAGUUCCAUACGUGUAUGAGCCACUCAGAGAUCAAGGUAUAAUCGCGGACAUUGUCGACUCUACCAUUUUCCGUAUAAUACCACCGAAGCUAGUUAAGCCUCCAGAUGAUGCCAAUGACACGAUCUACAAGCCAAUGACCCGGGAGAAGGAGAUCCGACUUCUUAUACUUGAGCCAGGGGCUCCUGGCGAAGAACUUAAGUGUCGUCUUAUUCAUGCUGAACUUUCCUGGAACACCAGGUACGAAGCUCUGUCGUAUCACUGGGGGGAUGGAACUGUUACUUGCCCCAUAAACUGCUCAGGACAUACUGAGGUCAUUUAUAUCAACCUUCAUGAUGCCUUAUCCGACUUGCGCCUUCCAGACCGCGAGCGCGUUCUUUGGACGGACCGGCUCUGUAUCAAUCAAUCUGAUGAUAAGGAGACAACAUCUCAGAUGAAGCUUAUGGGCGAGAUCUACUCUCAAGCCUCACAAGUGCUCAUAUACCUUGGCAAAAUGGACCCCUCUGUCGAAGGCGCCGUAGAAGCCAUCCAUCGGGCCGAUUUGGAAUGGAGAAGUUUGGCAUCGAAGAAUCCUCUCCGGCCCUUUUACUUUUUAUGGUGCAUGUUGACAAAAGAUGAAAUCAACUGGACUCCAAUCAUCAACCUACUCCGCCGUCCUUGGUUUCAGCGCACUUGGGUCUUCCAAGAGGCCGUGCUGGCGAAGCGCGGGCAAGUCAUCAUUGAGAAGCAGUCCAUUCCGUGGCCGGUAUUUGAGAGGUCGGUGGAGUGGAUGGCCGGGCACAAGAAAGUCUUUAAGGAUAUUCCCGCCUAUCAGUCGCUGGACACCACUAUUUCGGGUAUAUCGCUGAUAUCUUCAGCAAGAUCAGUCCUUCACCACAAGUGGAAGGUCUUUUCCCCACGAUCGUGGUUCUACCAUGAACCGCAAGACAGCUUGAAGCUUCUUGACUUGAUCCUCGACAGCCGUUCAUUUUUGGUCACAAGAUCUGAGGACAAGAUUUUCGGCAUGCUUGGUGUGACGACCCAGGACAUAAGAAGCAACUAUCUUAGAAAGGAUUCAACCCUCUCACCUGGAGAUGUAUUCCGUAAUUUUGUUCUCUGGGAUAUUUUAGAGAACGAUGGCCUCCGAGCUCUUGGCAGCAGCUCAGAUAAAGCUGAUAGUCAGUACUCUUCGCCUUCUUGGGUGCCGGACUUUGAACGGCUUGAUCCUCAAAGCAGCCUCACCGGAACCAAAAACCAGGUAAAAUUCAACGCAAGUGCAAGUCUGUCUAAGCAGGUAUGGACAUCCGACGAUAAGACUGUUCUCCACGUGAAGGGCAAAAUCGUCGACACGCUCCACACAAUCGGAAACGAGUCACCUGCCACACCAGACACUUUUGCCGGCGAAAAUGCCCAUGUCUAUAACUUCGAACCAAUGAGCCAUCUGGGUAUCAACAAGCACAUGAUCGAAGAGGCGAAGAACAUCUGGUUGGCGGCGACAGAAAGAUUGGCCCAUUGCCGUGACCCCUUUAUAACCCAUGUGGUCAAGCGUACAUUUCCCAGAACACCAGUUGGGAAGAUUAGCUGGGCACCUUUCUUGCGGACUCUGGUCUGUAAUCGGACUCUGGAUGGAAAACAGGCCCUUCGAGAUUUCAUCCUCGACGAUGUUGCAUCAUUUGUCCGUCAAACUCUUGAAGUAGAUGUUGUCCCAGAGUAUCUUUUGCAAAGGGAUCGGUCGAAGGGAAUCAAAGGCCUUGAAGCCUUUACCAGCCUAACAGCGUCACGCCGCUUUGCUGCAACCGAUAUUGGGUUAGUAGGCUAUGUCCCAAUGAGGGCUCAGAAGGGAGACUUGGUAUGUAUCUUUUAUGGGUCUGAAGUGCCCUUUGUGGUAAGAAAAGAAGCUGAGGGCAAAUACUCACUUGUGGGUGAGUGCUAUAUCCAUGGUAUUAUGGAAGGGGAAGCCAUAAGGUUUGAAACUCCUAGGCAUAAGGAGGAAGUGUUUUCUUUAGCUUAG